This is a messenger RNA of Manis pentadactyla (Chinese pangolin), 1827 nucleotides long. Its product is annotated as putative nuclear envelope pore membrane protein POM 121B. Bases 1242 to 1808 code for a protein of 188 amino acids. Lineage: Eukaryota; Metazoa; Chordata; Mammalia; Pholidota; Manidae. The record is from RefSeq and is a predicted model, not a curated record. The transcript has 2 exons.
UUCCACCCCUUCUCCCUCCCUUUCCACCUAUCCUCCCCAGUCCCUUUCUAUUUGGUAAUUGUGAGUCCUUUCUUGGGUUCUGUGAUUCUGCUGCUGGUUUAUUCCUUCUGUUUUUCCUUUGUUCUUAUACUCCAGAGAUGAGUGAAAUCAUCUGGUACUUGUCUUUUUCCAUCUGGCUUAUUUCACUGACCAUAAUACCCUCUAGCUCCAUCCAUGUUGACAAAAAUGGUAGGAUUUGUUUUCUUCUUAUGGCUGAGUAGUAUUCCAUUGUGCAUAUGUACCACAUCUUCUUUAUCCAUUCAUCUACUGAUGGACACUUAGGUUCCUUCCAUUUCUUGGCUAUUGAAAAUAGUGCUGCGAUAAACAUAGGGGUGCAUCUGUCUUUUUAAAAUUGGGCUGCUGUAUUCUUAGGGUAAAUUCCUAGAGGUGGUAUUCCUGGGUCAAAUGGUAUUUCUAUUUUGAAUAUUUGAGGAACCUCCAUACUGCUUUCCACAGUGAUUGAACUAAAUUACAUUCCCACCAGCAGGGGAGGAGGGUUCCCCUUUCUCCUCAUCCUCGCCAGCAUUUGUUGUUGUUUGUCUUUUGGAUGGUGGUGAUCCUUACUGGUGUGAGGUGACAUCUCAUUGCGGUUUUAAUUUGCAUUUCUCUGAUGACUAGCGAUGUGGAGCAUCUUUUCAUGUGUCUGUUGGCCAUCUGGAUUUCUUCUUUGGAGAACUGUCUGUUCAGCUCCUCUGCCCAUUUUUAAAUUGGAUUAUUUGCUCUUUGUUUGUUGAGGUGUGUGAGCUCUUUAUACAUUGUUGAUGUCAACCCUUUAUUAGAUCUGUCAUUUAUGAAUAUAUUCUCCCAUACUGUAGGAUGCCUUUUUGUUCUAUUGAUGGUGUCCUUCCCUGUACAGAAGCUUUUCAGCUUGAUAUAGUCCUAUAUGUUCAUUUUUGCUUUUGUUUCCCUUGCCCAGGGAGAUAUAUUCAUGAAGAAGUCACUCAUGUUUAUGUCCAAGAGACGUUUGCUUAUGUUUUUUCUAAGAGUUUUAUGUUUUCAUGGCUUACAUUCAGGUCUUUGAUCCAUUUCAAAUAUACUUUUCUGUGUAGGGUUAGACAGUGAUCCUCAUUUCCUUCUCUUUUGCAGCCACCACCUCGGACGUUGAAGCUGUGACCCAGACCACCAACAGCGGUGGCAGCACCACCUCAUCCCAUGUCACAUCCGGGGUGUCAGCAGGCCCCACUGGCAGCGGGGUCUUUGGGAUGAGCGUGUCAGCCCCCCACAGCAGCUCCACCACUGGGGUAUUCAACUUUGUGCCAGGAUGGAGUGGGAGAACUGGUGACACAGCCCCUUUCUGGGGAUGCCUGUGUCAGAACUCCCUGGGUGCAGCUGGCCAGAGCACACUGUUUGCCAUCUACGUGGCCAGCACACCUCAGAACACAUCUGUGCUUGCAGCCAUCACCUCCGGCUCUGGAGCAGUGACCCAGACCACCAGCUGUGGGGCCAGUACAUCACGGUUUGGCAGCACCGUCUCUGCGCCCUUCACAUCCAGGGUGUCAGCAGGCCCCACUGGCAGUGGGGGCUUUGGGACAAGCGUGGCUGCCCCCCACAGCAGCUCCACCACUGGGGCAUUUGGCUCUGCGUCAGGACGGAGUGGGAGAACUGGUCUCAAGAACCCUUCCUGGGGAUCCUUGAAUCCAGACUCCCUGGGUGCAGCUGGCCAGAGCACACCAUCUGCUUUCCGUGUGGCCAGCACGCAGCAGAACACGCCCGGGUUUUCAGGUGAGAUUUGGAAUGGGCUCGGUCUGCCGUGCCAGGCGCUGUCUUAAGUGCUGACACAGUCUCCGC